AUGGCGGCCCGUGCUUCCAGGCCGCUCUGGUGCGCGGUAGCAGCGGCCACCGCGGGUUCGGCGGCAGCGGCGGCCGCUGGGAUGGCCCUGCUCGGGAUGCUGGAGGGCGCCGCGGAGGCGGUGGGCGGCGGGCGACUGUCGGCAGUGCUGGCCGCUUUCGUGUGCACACUCAGUCUGGCCUACCUGCUGCGCCGCGGCCUGGGUCUCCUGCAGGGUCCGGAGCAGCUGCCCAGAGAAGCGAAAUGCCCACCCUACAUCUUCUCUCCUAUUCCUUUCCUUGGUCAUGCAAUAGCAUUUGGAAAAAGUCCUAUUGAAUUUCUAGAAAAUGCAUAUGAGAAGUAUGGACCUGUAUUUAGUUUUACAAUGGUGGGCAAGAAGUUUACAUACCUCCUUGGCAGUGAAGCAGCUGCUCUGCUCUUCAACAGCAAGAAUGAAGAUUUGAAUGCAGAAGAUGUUUAUGGCCGGCUCACGACACCAGUCUUCGGAAAGGGAGUUGCUUAUGAUGUGCCCAAUCCAGUAUUCUUGGAACAAAAGAAAAUGUUAAAAACUGGCCUUAAUAUAGCCCAAUUUAAACAACAUGUUUCCAUAAUUGAAAAAGAAACAAAGGAGUACUUUGAAAGCUGGGGAGAAAGUGGAGAAAAAAACUUAUUUGAAGCCCUUUCUGAGCUAAUCAUUCUCACGGCUAGCCACUGUUUACAUGGAAAAGAAAUCAGAAGCCAGCUGAAUGAAAAAGUGGCCCAGCUCUACGCAGAUCUAGAUGGAGGCUUCACCCAUGCUGCUUGGCUCCUGCCAGGUUGGCUGCCUUUGCCCAGUUUCAGGCGCCGGGAUCGAGCACAUCAAGCAAUCAAAAGCAUUUUCCAUAAGGCAAUCCAGAAACGUAGGGAGUCAAAAGAAAAAUAUGAUGAUUUCCUCCAAACUUUACUAGAUUCUACUUACAAGGAUGGGCGUUCUCUGACAGAUGAUGAAAUUUCAGGGCUGCUUAUUGGACUUCUGUUAGCAGGGCAGCACACGUCAUCCACCACGAGUGCUUGGAUGGGCUUCUUUUUGGCCAGAGACAAAACACUUCAGGAAAAAUGUUACUUAGAACAGCGGAAUGUCUGUGGAGAAGAUUUGCCUCCUUUACACUAUGAUCAGCUCAAAGAUCUCCAUAUGUUAGAUCGCUGUUUAAAAGAAACAUUAAGACUUAGACCUCCUAUAAUGACUAUGAUGAGAUUGGCCAAAACUCCCCAGAGCGUAGCCGGCUACACUAUUCCUCCGGGCCAUCAGGUGUGCGUGUCUCCCACCGUUAACCAUAGACUGAAAGACUCUUGGAUAGAACGCUUGGACUUCAAUCCUGACCGAUACUUGCAGGAUAAUCCCGCGUCCGGUGAGAAGUUUGCUUACGUGCCCUUCGGAGCUGGUCGGCAUCGUUGUAUUGGUGAGAACUUUGCAUACGUUCAGAUUAAGACAAUUUGGUCCACCCUGCUCCGUUUAUACGAAUUUGAUCUUGUUAAUGGAUAUUUUCCUACAGUGAAUUACACAACCAUGAUUCACACGCCACAUAACCCAAUAAUCCGAUACAAACGAAGAACGAUAUGAAAAAAGACAGGAAAAACACGCUUGUGAUAUUGUGAGCUUUAAAGCAUUUGCACUGAAUGAAGUUUGCAGAAUGACAUUAAAAUGUACUGGUUUUUUGGGUGUGCAAUUCUAAAAGAAA
Gracilinanus agilis (Agile Gracile Mouse Opossum) is the source of this 1696-nucleotide messenger RNA. Its product is annotated as lanosterol 14-alpha demethylase. Gene Ontology annotation, molecular function: iron ion binding; monooxygenase activity; oxidoreductase activity, acting on paired donors, with incorporation or reduction of molecular oxygen. Bases 1 to 1578 code for a protein of 525 amino acids. The transcript has 10 exons. The record is from RefSeq and is a predicted model, not a curated record. NCBI's taxonomy places the organism in Eukaryota, Metazoa, Chordata, Mammalia, Didelphimorphia, Didelphidae.